AUGCACCAGGUGUCCGACAUAAAGCGCGCCAACGGGCUGCUGACGGACACGGCCAUGUUUGCGCGCCACUUUGUGCAUAUCCCCACGCAGCAGCUGCCGAUCGGGGAGGACGCCCAGGUCCUGUUUGCACGCCUCAUGUCGGGCUACGGCCGCGACGCGUCGCUGAACGCGAAGGAGCGCCGAGCGCCCGGGACGGUAGCUGCCGCCCAGCUGCCGGGCGCGCCGGUCUCCUCGGCCGCCGCGUCGCGCCGCUGCAGCGCCGGCGAAGAGGACGACACCCGGGCGCCCCGCAGCCGCCGCGCCACGCGGGCUGGCAGGAGCGGGCCGGGCGACGUUGAGCUCACCCUCUUCGCAUCGGCUGCCACCGGCUUGGCGGCGGCAGCCGCGGCUGCCGCCGCCGCCACGGCGCCCGAAUCCGCCGCCGGAAAAGGCGGCUGCGGCGACGAGCGGGUGCGGCGGAGAAGCAGCCGCCGCGGCAGCAUCGAUGCGGGCGCGGCCGCUGGGGCGCUCGGCGAGGCGGCGGUCAGCGGCACAGCGCAUGGGCCGCUGGCCGGACCCCUUCGGCGCAUGAGCAGCAGCAGCAGCAGCGCCGGCCGGCCGCCGAUCGCGCCGAUCAAGCGUGCGCACAGCGAAAAGGCCCCACAGGCAGUUACGGCGAUCUGCGAGGCAGGCGGCCUCAGCAGCUGCCGGGAAGCUGCAGGGGUGCUGCCGGCGCAGGGCGGGGACGCCCAGUGCGCCGUCACGUUGGCUGCUGGCGGCAUCAAGGGGUGGGGGAGUGGCAUCGACAUGCCAGCUGCCGGUUGCCAGGCGCCGCCGCCGCCGUCCGCGAGGCGCGCCAGCAGCUGCGCCAAGAGCGAGUGA
This is a messenger RNA of Monoraphidium neglectum, 861 nucleotides long. RefSeq lists its product as hypothetical. The transcript has 3 exons. The coding region runs from base 1 to 861 and encodes 286 amino acids. The record is from RefSeq and is a predicted model, not a curated record. Lineage: Eukaryota; Viridiplantae; Chlorophyta; Chlorophyceae; Sphaeropleales; Selenastraceae.